CUGUGGGAGGAAGAUUCGCUAGUACUCUCUCUGGUGCAGUGCGAUAGCUAGGCAUUCCUUGCGACAGUGUGAUCACAGGGCCAUCAAAGCUACUAAGGUCUUUGAACUGUCAUGGCCUUGAAUCCUGAGGACUUCAAUAGUGGGUUCCGGCAUGAAAAUGUGUUAACGUUCAUCAACAAGCAAAUGGCCAGGCACUGGAAAGGCCCGGAGUUCUACCUUGAGAAUCUUUCCAUGUCCUGGGAGGAGGUAGAAGACAAGCUCAAGGGCAUCCUGGAAGACACUGCAUUACCCAGCGAAGCCCAUGAAGCCUGCACCUGGGGCAGCUUGGCCCUAGGCGUGCGUUUUGCUUACAGGCAGGGCCUCUUACAUGGGCACAGGGUGCGGUGGCUACAUGACUUCGCCAGCAUGCACAAGUGUGCUGCACAAAAUUUGGCGGCAGAUCUGAAGCAACUCACUGGCCAGCUGGAGAUGGAGAGAAAGGAGGCGGCCUUCCAGCUUCAACUGACACAGGUGAAACUGUCAGAACUGCAGAAAGAGCGAGACCUGAUGAGAAUGAAGCUGUUUCAUGCGGUAAGAUUACCCCUAGAUUCUCAUCCUACUCCUGCCCCCCAUCCCCACAAUAUAUGUGUCAAAUCCCCAGAACAUGUCUCAGCCAUGCCUACUUCUCUCCAGGAGCUGAAGGCUGCCAGUGAAGCAGGGAAGCUAGCCAUGGCUAACACCACUGCCACUGCUGAAGGAAUAAGAGAGACUGGCAAGAAGGAAGAAGUAGCAGUUAAUGCUACAGGAGAAAGUAGAAGCAAAAUAGAGAAUGGUGUGGCUGCCAUGGUAACUGCAUGUGCUUGCUCCACACCUGAGACCACAGUGGAGACAGAUGGAAGUUUGGUGAAGAAUUUUGAAGGUGUAUACUGGAAAAAUUACCCCAUGGGCUUCCAGCAGGGAGUUUUCAGAUCCAUUGGAACAUCCAUGUAUUCUCUCUCUGGGCCCCUUGAUCACAGCUCUACCACUGAAUCUAUUAAUGUCCAACUCCCUGACUCAUUCACAUACUCAUAUGAAAAUCUCUUCCCAGUCACACCCACUCCAUCCCCACCACCACACAUAGUGACAGAACCUCAGAUGCCCUCCUACUUCAUGGCUUCUGAUAUGAACCUACCUUCUGACAGGAAGGAUUAUGGACCCCAUGAGCAUAAAAAAAUAUUUCGUGGGUCUGGUGAUUGGGAAUGCCCUUGGUGUAAAACAGUCAGUGUUUCACUGAUGGGAAAUUGCUCCCACUGUGGGUGGGGAAUCUAG
Jaculus jaculus (lesser Egyptian jerboa) is the source of this 1287-nucleotide messenger RNA. RefSeq names its product testis expressed 13B (gene Tex13b). NCBI's taxonomy places the organism in Eukaryota, Metazoa, Chordata, Mammalia, Rodentia, Dipodidae. Bases 112 to 1287 code for a protein of 391 amino acids. The transcript is spliced from 2 exons. The record is from RefSeq and is a predicted model, not a curated record.